Molecule: messenger RNA, 683 nt
Organism: Musa acuminata AAA Group (dessert banana)
Lineage: Eukaryota; Viridiplantae; Streptophyta; Magnoliopsida; Zingiberales; Musaceae
Exons: 1
Coding region: 142-585 (147 amino acids)
Source: RefSeq, a predicted model, not a curated record
CCUCGCAAUGCCACUGGCGUUAGCAGCGGAGGUGAUCGCAGUGGGAGGAGGAGACGUAGCGUGAUUUCCUUUUUGUUUUUGGCUCUGUUCGCGGCUGUCUCGGACUGCACGGUGGUGGAAGAUAGAUAGGAUUUUCGAGUGAUGUCGGACGAUGUGUGGGGCGGCGAGGCGAGGCCGGAGGUGGUGUCGGCGGUGUGCGAGUGCUGCGGGCUGACGGAGGAGUGCACGCCGGCGUACGUCGAGGCGGUCCGGGGGCGGUUCAGCGGGCGGUGGGUGUGCGGCCUCUGCGGCGAGGCCGUGGAGGACGAGAUCGGCCGCGCGGGCCGGCGGAUGUCCACGGAGGAGGCGCUCGUCCGCCACACGAGCUUCUCCGAGAGCUUCCGCGCCGCGCGGCCGCCCCUCAACACCGCCGAGCCCAUGAUCGCCGCCUUGCGGCAGCUCUUCCGCCGCAGCCUCGACUCGCCCCGGGCGACGCGGUCAACACCAACCAGCCCUCGCAGGGGGACGGUGAAGGACGACGGCAGCGACUCCACCCGCAGCUCACUCGCUCGGUCGAGCAGCUGCCUCUCUACUGCGGCCCGGUGAAGCCGAGAACAUGACGGUAAACGUCGAGCGAGUGACCACAACACAUGCAUCAAGAUUCGUGGUAAAACCAAAUAAAAGUGGCAAUUGUUUGGGAUUUA